UCCUGCAACUGCAUGGAGUCGAAAUUGCAUGCAAUUGGCACGAACGGCUGCAGAGAGAAAAGCGACGGCCGGCGUUGGAUGGGACUCGUUCUCCGCCCCGGUGUUGGCGCAAGCACACGAACAGGGACGCGAAAGCGCUUCGUCGAUUUCUGCGCCGUGCACAGUCCAGGAAGCGGAGCGUUUGUUUAUUCGACUGAAGAGUGGUGUGUUGUGUUGUUGCGGCCUUCGUCUUGUGUUCGCUCUCGCCAGUUUCACUGUAUUAAUUAGUAACGAAAGGACAAUGGCAGAUAGCGAUGUUAAGAGAGGUCGGGGCAGACCCGCAAAAGUCGAUAAGUCUGAUAAGGAAGUAAAAGAGAAGGAGUCACCGAAAAAACGGGGUCGUCCCUCUCCAAAUGAAGCACCCCCAGCAAAAGACAAGAAAGUGGAGAAAAAGUCGGAAAAAAAUGGCGAUGUUCCGGCGAAACGCGGUCGUGGCCGACCACCAAAAGGCAGCAAAAAGGGAGCGGCAGCAAAAAAAGCUGGCAGUGCAGGUCGCGGUCGAGGUCGACCGGCAAAACCAGCUAAAAAAUCUGAGACUGAAGAAUCUGAAGACGAGAAGGAGGAGAAGGAUGAUGCAGAAGAUGAGAAUAACGACACCGAGAAUGGAGAGGGCGAAGGGGAUGCGGAUGAGGAUUCAUCGUAAACUUGAAAAUGAGAGAAUUCCAUUCACGCAGUUAUCGUCAAGUCUUUAAUUAUAAUAUAAUUCACCCAUCAUUGAUUAGCCAUCACAUCAUCCCUAUCAUGUACGUUAUCACCAAUUGUACUCCUCAUUUGCUCCCAUCUGAGUUUCAUUAAUACUAAUAUUCAGCAAGGAAAGAAUAUAUAAUAAGUAGAAAGUACGUAGUAAAGGAAAUUGGACUACAAAGCAAAAAGUUGUUGAAUGUCAGGAGACACUUUACUUUGCUGUAGAAUAUUCAUUACGACAAAAAUUAUGCGUUAUCAAGUCUCAUUGGAUCUGUUCGUUUCUCAUCAUUGAAAUAGUGAAAAAUUCAUAAAAUCAUUUUAGUUUUCUGGCCUUUAUAGGCACAUGUUCGGACGGUAAAUACUAUGUGUGAAAAAGUAAUUUUAAGCUGAAUUUCCACUGUACAUUUUAUAUAGUAAUAAAUGCGAAAGAUGUUUGGCCACAUCAAAUUAA
This is a messenger RNA of Hermetia illucens (black soldier fly), 1174 nucleotides long. RefSeq names its product high mobility group protein I-like. Lineage: Eukaryota; Metazoa; Arthropoda; Insecta; Diptera; Stratiomyidae. The transcript has 3 exons. The record is from RefSeq and is a predicted model, not a curated record. Gene Ontology annotation, molecular function: DNA binding. Bases 29 to 682 code for a protein of 217 amino acids.